This is a messenger RNA of Austrofundulus limnaeus, 887 nucleotides long. Its product is annotated as solute carrier family 2, facilitated glucose transporter member 6-like. The coding region runs from base 1 to 612 and encodes 203 amino acids. The record is from RefSeq and is a predicted model, not a curated record. Lineage: Eukaryota; Metazoa; Chordata; Actinopteri; Cyprinodontiformes; Rivulidae. Gene Ontology annotation, biological process: transmembrane transport. Gene Ontology annotation, molecular function: transmembrane transporter activity. The transcript is spliced from 3 exons. Gene Ontology annotation, cellular component: membrane.
AUGCAGCACAGCAUCGACACACAAGUACGGAUCACCUGGGCUCUGCUGGCCAAGCCGAUCUAUUAUCAACCAAUCCUGAUCUCAGUGGUGAUGCGUUUCCUGCAGCAGAUGACGGGCAUCACGCCAAUUCUAGUCUACCUGGAGCCCAUUUUUGCCCAGAGUAACGUCUCUCUGGAGCCAAGGUUUGACGCUGCCAUUGUAGGUGCAGUCCGGCUGCUGUCUGUUGUUGUAGCAGCCAGUUUGAUGGACAAGGCGGGACGCAAAGCUUUGCUGUACACUUCGAGCUACGCUAUGGGAUGGGGACCAAUCACAUGGCUGCUGAUGUCAGAGGUGCUGCCACUGGUUACUAGGGGCGUGGCUUCAGGACUGUGCGUCACCGUCAGCUGGUUAACGGCCUUUGGUCUCACUCACGCCUUCACUCACCUGGUGGACAGCUAUGGCCUGUUUGUCCCGUACCUGAUCUUCACCGUGGUGUGUGUCUUCUGCUUACUGUUCAACGCCGUGUGCAUCCCAGAGACUCGCAACCGCUCGCUGGAGGAAAUAGAGAACUACUUUAGGACUGGACGCACGUUCACCAUCAGAGACAGUCAUCCCAGCGUACUGUCGAGCUGAACCUCUGAAUAAGACCGUAAAGAAGUGAUUUACGUGUCUUAGCUUGAAAAUAAGAAGUGUAUUUUUGAGGACUGUUUAAACAUUACAGGUAUUAAGUUAAAUGUUGCACUUUCUUAGAAAAUAACUCAUGUCAGGCUGAGCUCAGCAGACUAAAACCAGUUCUACCAAGACCCAGAUCCAGGUCACGGUAUGGGGUUUUCCAUGGAGGUUAGAGAGUUUACAAGUAACUGACUUCUACUCAAAGUCCUUUCUAAACAAAGUAAAAUAUUUGCAAA